This is a messenger RNA of Eimeria tenella, 516 nucleotides long. Its product is annotated as bis(5'-nucleosyl)-tetraphosphatase (asymmetrical), putative. The transcript has 6 exons. The record is from RefSeq and is a predicted model, not a curated record. Gene Ontology annotation, molecular function: bis(5'-nucleosyl)-tetraphosphatase (asymmetrical) activity. Gene Ontology annotation, biological process: ATP biosynthetic process; AMP biosynthetic process. NCBI's taxonomy places the organism in Eukaryota, Apicomplexa, Conoidasida, Eucoccidiorida, Eimeriidae. The coding region runs from base 1 to 516 and encodes 171 amino acids.
AUGGGGAAGGCCGCCGCCGUGAGGGCCGGAGGGCUGCUAAUUGCUCGCGUGGCCCCUCCAGCAGCAGCAGCAGCAGCAACAGCAGCAGCAGCAACAGCAGCAGCAGCAGCAGCAGGCCACCUCGAGGAUGGAGAAGACUUUCUUGCUGCUGCUCUUAGAGAAACUCAUGAGGAAACGGGUUUAAGGAAAGAACAUUUGAAAGUCUUGAGUUCUUUUUGGAGGGACCUGCGGUACGAGGCUCGAGGCAAGCCGAAGCAAAGCCGCUACUUUCUGGCGGUUUUGGAAAACCCUGAAACCCCCAUUAAGAUAUCUGACGAGCACGCGGAGUACAGGUGGGUGGGGCUGAAGGAGGCGCAGCAGCUGAGCGGCUUCGAAGAUAUGCAGCAGCUGCUGUCGGAAGCAAACGGCGGCACGGGCCUGGCUAUGACAAAACGAAAGCGAAUCAGAAAGCCCACAAAGAAGUGCAUGAUCAGCCUGCAGCAGCAGCAGCACCAGCAGCAGCGGCAGCAGCAAUAG